Papilio machaon (common yellow swallowtail) is the source of this 797-nucleotide messenger RNA. RefSeq lists its product as uncharacterized. The transcript has a single exon. The record is from RefSeq and is a predicted model, not a curated record. Bases 20 to 553 code for a protein of 177 amino acids. Lineage: Eukaryota; Metazoa; Arthropoda; Insecta; Lepidoptera; Papilionidae.
AGUCUUCCAAAGUAUAAACAUGUGGAGAAUUAUUUUAUUAUUUUUGUUCAGUGCCGCGGAAUUAACAUCAAUAGAGAAGUUUAUGGGGGAAUGGCUACCGAUAGUCACAUUUCCGAACGUAGUAACAUACCCUAUAUGUGACAAAUAUACCAUGACUGUGAAAAAAGAGAAUGCAUGCACAUGUGGGAAUCAAACAGCAGAUUUGAUAACAUCAGAAAAAGGACCAACGGAUACACCAGCUCGUUCAAUAGUAAUGCCAACUUUAGUAGUUGAGAAUAUAGAAGAAGUUGCACCAGCCUUGGAAUUAAAAUGUAAAUGUAAUGACGAAAUCAAAAGGCAAGCCAUUUUUCGUCUUAUCAAUGAUAACUAUUACGUUGUGUACGAAAAGCACCCGCAAAAUAUGCAUUCAAUCGAAGAACCAAAUACCGCGAAUUUAUUGGUGAAAAAUGUGCCCACAACGGCCGAAUUGAAGCAGAUGAUUGCCAGCAUUUCUGACUUGAAGAACAGAAGCGCUGGGAUAAUGUGUGAUCCAGAUACAAAUUAUAAACAUUAAUUGAUCUACUACUUGUGUAUAAAUGUAGCCAUAUAUUGGGCCCAAUUAUAUCUGUUAAUCAUACUUUACUAAGACACACUGUUCGCGCCACUUCGUCGUUGUGCUAUGCGCCUACCACUUUAUGAUGAGCAACGGCUUAACUUUAAGGUAACCGUCAUAGGAUUAAGAUUUUGGUAAUCGGUCAACUCGCAUUAUACGUCUCUUCCCCCUUUGGCAAAAAUUUGUUUUAUUCCGUAGUUAAGUC